GUCGCCCCUUUUUAACCAGUUUCUCUCAGCUACACCUCCUUCGUCUUAGGAUCGAGCAAACCCUAGAGAGGAGAAAGCUUCCAUGGGGAUCAAACACAUCCUCACCCUAGCUCGCCGCCCCUACCGGCGCCCUUCACCGCUAGUUAACCAUGUCGUCCGAUCUCUCUCAAGCUCCUCUUCAGCGGUCGCUACUACCUUCGACGAACCAUCUCUUCCCUCCCCUCCCCAUCCAAAUCACAUGAUCUACGAUCGCCUUGCCGUACAGGUGAAGAACAAGCUCAAGCAGAUUGAGAAUCCAGAUCCUCGUUUCCUCAAGUACAAUUCUCCCCACCCUUCUGUUAAAGACCAUUCUUCGAUCCUCGCCGCCCCAUUGACUCGCGUCACUACACUUCCCAAUGGGUUGCGAGUCGCCACCGAAUCGAAUCUCAGUGCCAAGACAGCCACCGUGGGUGUGUGGAUUGAUGCCGGAAGCCGAUUCGAAACUGAACAGACCAAUGGAACCGCACAUUUUCUAGAACACAUGAUAUUCAAGGGCACCCAGAAGAGAACCCAUAGGCAUUUGGAAGAGGAGAUUGAGAACAUGGGUGGACAUCUGAAUGCUUACACAUCAAGGGAGCAAACGACUUAUUACGCCAAGGUUAUUGAUAAAGACGUUCCCAAAGCUCUUGAUAUUUUGGCAGAUAUACUUCAAAAUUCCAAGUUUGACGAGAAUCGCAUCACUCGUGAACGCGACGUGAUAUUAAGAGAAAUGGAAGAGGUUCUAGGUCAGAAGGAAGAAGUUAUUUUUGAUCACCUUCAUGCAACUGCUUUCCAAUACACUCCUCUUGGAAGAACCAUUCUGGGUCCUGUUGAAAACAUCAAGACAAUCACUAAAAAAGAUAUCCAACAAUACAUAUCAACUCACUAUACUGCCCAGAGAAUGGUAAUUUCUGCUUCAGGAGCUGUUAAGCACGAAGAGAUUGUUGAUGAAGUAAAGAAAUUGUUCACCAAUUUGUCUACAGAUUCAACAACAACUUCUGAGUUAGUUGCCAAGGAACCAGCAGUUUUUACUGGAUCCGAGGUCAGAAUAAUUGAUGAUGAUAUGCCUUUGGCACAAUUUGCUGUUGCUUUCGCUGGUGCUUCUUGGACAGACCCAGAUUCGGUUGCUUUGAUGGUUAUGCAAUCCAUGUUGGGAGCUUGGAAUAAGAAUGUCGGUGGUGGAAAGCACAUGGGAUCUGAUCUUGCACAACGAAUUGGCAUCAAUGAAAUAGCUGAAAGUAUGAUGGCUUUCAACACCAACUAUAAAGAUACUGGUCUUUUUGGUGUUUAUGCUGUUGCUAAGCCUGAUGUCUUGGAUGACCUGGCUUGGGCAAUUAUGCAUGAAGUAAGCAAGUUAAGUUAUAAAGUCUCGGAAGCUGAUGUAAUUCGUGCUCGUAAUCAGUUGAAAUCUUCAUUGCUUCUACAUCUAGACGGAACCAGUCCCGUUGCUGAGGAUAUUGGACGCCAGCUUCUGACAUACGGUCGAAGAAUUCCAUCUGCUGAAUUAUUUGCUCGUAUUGAUGCUGUUGAUGCUAGCACAGUCAAGCGUGUUGCAAACCGAUUUAUUAAUGAUCAGGAUGUAGCAAUAGCAGCUAUGGGGCCAAUCCAAGGUUUGCCCGAUUAUAACUGGUUCAGACGCAGGACCUACUUGCUACGAUACUGAGUGAUUCGUCGUCGCUCUUUUUUCUUUUAUAUCUCUUUCCCUAUAAAUUAAUUUGAAAUUUCAAAGAAAUUUGUUUCCUUGAAAAGCUAAAUUUUCCAUGAUGAUGAGAUAUGGAAAAGUUUGAUGAUCUUUUUUUCCCUGCUAUUGAUAAUAUUCUUGUAAACUACCCAUGUCUCAGAAUUUGAUAGUAUUGAGUUUUACUGAUUGAGUUUAUGGGUAGCAAUAAGCCCCUGGAUGUUUUUUGUUAUAAUGAAUACUCUCAACUCCAAAGCUUCUUCUUAA
Impatiens glandulifera is the source of this 1963-nucleotide messenger RNA. RefSeq names its product probable mitochondrial-processing peptidase subunit beta, mitochondrial. The transcript is spliced from 9 exons. Gene Ontology annotation, cellular component: mitochondrion. Gene Ontology annotation, molecular function: metalloendopeptidase activity; metal ion binding. The record is from RefSeq and is a predicted model, not a curated record. Gene Ontology annotation, biological process: proteolysis. Bases 83 to 1681 code for a protein of 532 amino acids. NCBI's taxonomy places the organism in Eukaryota, Viridiplantae, Streptophyta, Magnoliopsida, Ericales, Balsaminaceae.